GCCCAGGACCAAACAGCUGACAGACAGUUGGCCACUACCUGGUGAACACAGGUAAGCAUGCAGCAGCUAAAAAAACCACACACUUCCAUCAGGAGAUGGUGGAAACCAAAACAGAGCCAAAAGGAGAGUGAAAAUUGGAUUGCAGAAAUACAACCCCAUGUGAAUGUUGCUCUGGAUCUGCUAACAUGCUUACCAACAACUUCACAGGGAGACGAAUGCUAGUGUUGGGUUUUUCCUAGCCGCAUUUAGAGAAUAUCUCAGCUUUCUUUACAAACAAAAACCUAAAUGACUUACAGUGGGUUUUGGGGGAUGGGGACACCUUUGACAUGUCCUCAGUAUUCGUCCUCUACGGCCCUGCCUUUCUUCAUCUACCAUUACACUACUGUGUGUGAUGUUGUCAGCUGGGGAAAUUACUGGAUCAUAAAAAAUGUGAGAGCCCAUGAGUAAGGCACUGCAUCCCUGCCAGCUGCAUGGUGGCUGUACAGACUGUGGUGGAGGAGGGAGGAGGCUUUAGGAAAAAGCGAAUCUGACUGCAUGAACCACAUUUUAACAACACAAACUGCACUUCCAAGUCUGCGUUACAAGUGUGGGAGUUCAGGGCCAAACCAUCCCGCAUUCAGCACAGCUCCCAGGUCCUCAGCUGUGGGCUACUGAUGAUGUAACAGGAAGUAGUGGGUUGCCUUCCAAAGGCAACCUGACAGCCGCUUCGGCUGCGCUCAAUUGAGAGCCGGAGAUCCACCGUGUUUGGUCCUCUGAGCCGAAGACACUUUGGGGAUUGCCUUGAAAGUGUAUUCCAGUCCAAACCCCUGCGCUGCUGUUGGAUUUUGUUUUACUGAUCCGCAGCUGGUAAAUCAUCAGCCAGCUUUGACAUGGCUAAACGGAAGACGGACAGCGUCGGGCGGGGUGGGAUGGUGGCCCUCGUGCUGCUGUGCAACCUUACAAAGAUUUUUGUGAAGGCCAGCCUGGAGGUCAAUGAAACCCAGCAGCAGCAUCCAAACAACGUCUACCACGACAUAGGACUCACCAGGAACCAAAUAGUCACAGCGCAAUUUGAGUGCUAUCAGAAGAUAAUGAAGGACGCUCCCCACAGCAGAGAAGUUUCAGAGCCCAUGUGUAACCGGACUUGGGAUGGCUGGCUGUGUUGGGAUGACACCCGGCCAGGCGUAGUCUCAGAACAGCACUGCCCAGACUACUUCCAGGAUUUUGAUCCUUCAGAGGUGGUUACAAAGAUUUGCACCGACAGUGGUCACUGGUUCCUGCAUCCGGAGAGCAACCGGACGUGGACCAACUACACCCGCUGUAACGAACACACCAGUGAAGGCAGAGUGACUGCAAUGAAUCUUUUUUAUUUAACUCUCAUCGGACAUGGCCUGUCACUGACCUCCCUGUUCAUCUCCCUCGGAAUAUUCUUCCAUUUCAAGAGUUUAAGUUGCCAAAGGAUCACGCUCCACAAAAACCUCUUUUUUUCUUUUGUUCUGAACUCUGUGAUCACCAUCAUUUGGUUAACAGCAGUGGCAAACAACCAGGAGCUUGUGCAGAGGAAUCCAAUGAGCUGUAAAGUGUCCCAGUUCAUUCAUCUGUACCUGUUUGGCUGUAAUUACUUCUGGAUGCUGUGUGAAGGGAUCUACCUGCACACGCUCAUCGUGGUGGCCGUGUUUGCUGAGAAGCAGCACCUGAUGUGGUACUAUCUUUUAGGCUGGGGCUUUCCUCUCAUUCCCGCUUCCAUACAUGCCGUUGCUCGAAGUUACUACUACAACGACAACUGUUGGAUUAGCUCCAAAACAUCGCUACUCUACAUCAUCCACGGCCCCAUCUGUGCUGCUCUUUUGGUCAAUUUGUUCUUUCUCCUAAACAUUGUGCGAGUGCUCAUCACCAAACUGAAGGCGACCCAUCAGGCGGAGUCGAGUCUCUACAUGAAAGCUGUGAGAGCCACCCUCAUCCUGGUGCCUCUUCUGGGAAUUCAGUUUGUCCUGCUUCCCUACAAGCCAGCGGGACGGGUCUCGUCUGAAAUCUACGACUACAUCAUGCACAUACUAAUGCAUUACCAGGGUCUGCUGGUGGCCACCAUCUUCUGCUUUUUCAAUGGAGAAGUCCAAGCGGUUCUGAGGAGGCACUGGAACCAGUACCAUAUCCAGUUUAGCAGCAGCGUAGGAAACCACUCGGAUGCCAUGCGUUCAGCGUCUUACACGGCGUCCUCCAUCACUGAGGUACAGGGCUGCUACAGCAUCGACAGCAACACAGAACACAUGAACGGCAAAGGCUGCCACGAGGCAGAGGCCUCCAUGCUAAAGUCAGACAGCCCCUUUGCCUGACAGCAGCACUAUCCCCAAACCCUGCCUGCCCCACCCCCCUUAAAAACUGCAGCACAUUCGGAGCUCUGUGGCACCCAGGGAACCUCUUCCUAUAGAUACAGUGUCAGAAGCAAAGAGUGAGGAAAAGGGUUUUAUACCCAGGUUCUCACCCACCUGAAGGAAGCUGUCACCUGUCUGUCGCACGGACGCGGGCCCUUUAACAGUGCUGUACAGCAAGCUCGAUAGAAGCUAUUCGCACGCCUUGUUUUGUGUCCAGUCUGCAACUGAACUGCUUCACUCAGACCAAGAUGCAUUCUGAUAAUCACAAUAUUGUUGUGAUCUUUCUGCCUGACUAAGUUGUUUUAAAAUGGAUGAAUAUUAACUGCUUGACUGUCCUUUUUGGGGUCACGUUGUGCACAAAAAGCCUUUGGUUACACUGUAAAUUCUUCUGACAUGGUUAGUGCCAAACCAAGAAAUCCUUGCCUGCCUCAUUUAUUUUUUAUAUUCCAGUACAGAAUCAGAAAGAAGAUAAGACGUCUAACAGGUUCAUGUUAAUAUAUUAAAGCUAUAUUAUAUCUUUCACGUUAAACUUAAUUUAUCUGAACAUAUUCUUGUUUAUUAAAUGAAAUAAAUACCAUGCAGUAUUUAUUGAAGCUGACAUUUUUUUUUUGUUCAAAAUGAAAUGAGAAUUAAAUACCAACAUGAUUUGCUGCCAGCGUCACAGAAACUUUCGCUGUUUUUCUUGUUGUUUCAGUGUUUGUUUAUCUGUGCAGUCAGUGUGUGCCGAUGCUUUUCAGAAUCUUACCUUUAGCUUUCAGGCUUCAUUUUUAUGGAUUUCAUCAUGCUAAUGUUUGAGCGUGUUUAAGUGAUCCUUACCGACAUGUGCACCUUUUAAACCACAUACUGUAGUAGGUUGUAAUGCGGCUUGUCGACACAAUGUUCUCGCUGAGAGGCCAUCAUGAAAUCAUGUACUGUAUUCCAAUAUCUACUCAUUACACUCGAAUGUAACAGUGGAGCUCUGAACAUAAACGCAUCACAUUCCCAUUCGCUGCUGUCUUUGGCCUUCUGCUUCUCAAACCAGUCAGAUGUAACGAGCAUUUCCAGGUGUUCAGAUUGAAAACAGCACUGUGCCGAAAACUGAUGAAGUGGAAUAUCCAAACCCAUCUUUUAAAAGUCAUGGAUGUAUCACUCAAACUGGAUCAUAUUUUAAGUCUAGUCAUUGGUGGUUGUAAUAAUUCCUUCUGUUCAUAUUAGCCAGGAAUCCAAGCAACUACAUUGACUUUAAUUGGGAAUCAAAUCCAGAGUGCUUGUUUGGUGUACAAAUGCAUUCUAAAGUUUAGGCAAAUCUCAGUAUAUUUGGAAAAAUCAAGUGAUUAUCUGUGCGCCAGGCACACGUGGGUUUAUUGCUGGUUUGAAUUUUGUAAUUAAUGUGCCAUAACUUCAGAAGGUAUCCCUCUUAUUUGGCUAACUCACAAAGCUGAAUCUUCAUUAGCCGUGGCUUAAGAUUGUGGAUUUUGUGAAUUUUGUUCCCUGUCAAGUGCAGCGUAGUUAGUGUAGUUAGUCUGCAAAGGAGUAACAAUAAAGCAACCAAUAACUCUUUCAACAUGCAUUUGGUUAGUGAGUAUUGCAUCUAGAAAGACAAGAGAAAAAACACCCAAACUAAUCGAAUGAAAAGUGAUCAUGGUGGAAAUGUCUUUUCUUAUUGAUUGUAAGGUGUACAGUAGGCAUGAGAAGGAAUGUGCAUUGGUUGGUGAUGCUGAAUUGCAUGGCGGCAAAAGUGGAGGCAGGUUUAACUUUUUUAUAGGAUGACCCUGUGACGACACCACAAGAGCAGCGUCUCCAUUUAAAUCACAGAGGAAGCUCAUUGUUUUAAGCAGUGCUAAUUUCAGUCUGAACGCAGCCUUAUUCAGAAGCACAUGUGAUGAUAUUGUCAUGUGUGUGUUCUUUAUGAAGCAUUUAGCUAAAGCAGCCUGUAGACCUGCUCAGAAAUCACUGCACUUAUGUACAGUCAUGCUGUCAGCCCAAACCCAAAACCUUUGUUUCCUUUUUCCUCAUUUCAGUUCUUCAUUUUCAACACAUUGUCCACAAUGCUGGGAACACAAGUCACUAUUAGCACAUGUAAAUAUUUUUGUUUCUCAAACAUUUCUGUAAAGAGGACAAGAUGAAGGUGUGCGCAUGUGUGUGUGUGUGUGUGUGUGCAUGUUUUAAGGUAUAUAAUACAGUAUUUAUGGGUACAUUACGCUCAGAAGCAUUCAAUCAUGAAGCAACCAUCUUAUGUGACUGUGUGGGACAUUGACAAAUAAUUUUUAGUUUUUCUUCUGUGUUUUUCAAAGGGACUGGUGGGAAAUAGGCUGGGGGUUAUUGAGUGGGAGUUUGCAACACGCCGCCAUAUCGGUCGGCCCUCAAUAUUUGCCACCAUCUUUGGUGGAUUCCAUCACUUUUCUGUGUUGCCUGUUUUUGAAAGUAGAGAAAGAAAGAGUUGCCCAUGUCAUAAUAUCAGAGCAGAAACAUGUUUCCUUACACUAAAAAUGGAAGUCUAAAGACUCGCAUUCAUUUUUCCAAAAGGCGUGUUUUAUUGAGAACUGAAAACAAAAAUGUGUUGUGUGUCCCGAUUUUCCAUGUUUCUCAUCAGCUCUUCAUAUCACUGUGAUGACCUAAAGCACUUGAUUCUGUACACAACAGGAAGAGUAACAUGUUUAUGUGAAACAGCUCUUGUUUUCACUUGUGAAAAAGCAUUGUUGGCUGCCAAUGCUUGAAGUAAUGUCAGAUACAGUAUUCCCAGCCACAGGUUUCAUGUGAAAUCAGGCUGCGGUAUCACACAUACAGUUUGUGCUUUUCAUAUGUCAGAUCUGGAGGACAGUUUCUCCGUUUAAUCAUAAACUGUAUGGCUCACAGGUUGUCACAACAACUAAUUCUUAAUGUACAGUGACAACGUAAUGAAAUCUUCAUAAAACGAGUCAUUUGCUGUGUCGUGAUGCGUCGUAAUCAUUUAUGAAGCUCCAAUUAUUUCAUCACAACCCUGCAAAAAGCCUUGUAACUCCUACGUACCAUUUUAAGUUGUGUAUUUAUGUAUUAAAUAUGUUCCUGUGACUCUUCAAAAGGUUUGUGAAGUCUCCAGUCUCCAAUGUUGUAAAGUAUGACAAAAGUAUAUGGACGAUGCCUGUAGUUUUUGUUAAUACUGUAUAUAACUUUGGUAGUCUUGAUGCAUUGACUGACACUGCUGUUUGAAUGUAACUGGUUGCGUUUUAUUCUCUGGGUGUGAAAAAUAUAUAUACAGUAUAUAUACAGUAUAUAUUUAGCUACGAUGUCUCUUUUUUUAUUAUUUCACUGAGUUUGACAAUGUUGCUUUGUUGUGUAUAUCUGCUAAUACAACCCAGCAUCACACAUCAACUUGAGUUCUUCACUGGGGAGACUGGGCCAGUUGUCUUGGCUCGUGGUUCAUGUUCACAAUGUUUUUUGCUUUUUGACCUGUAUGAGUACAGAAGUCCUGAGACGAGUGAGAAAAACAAAUGUAAAAAAAGAAAAAUGUGAGAAACAGGACUAAUUCAUGUUUUCAUGCAGGUGAACUUUAAUUUGUAAAUGUUCUCUAACAACAACGUAGCCUGCAUAUAUUGUGUGUGACAUUACUGUCUUUCUUUUGGCUAGUGAUGUUUUGUAAUCCGUGCCAAUCUGUCAUUAGCUAUUAGCCGGUUAGCUAUUGAGUUAAAAACAUCACCAGAAUUUUUUUUCCUUACUUGACUCUCAGGGUUUCUGUAUAAUCUGCUAGUAAAUGAAAAGGACAACUCAUUAAUUGU
Messenger RNA from Scatophagus argus, 6085 nucleotides. It is a transcript of the gene calcrla, whose product is annotated as calcitonin receptor-like a. Gene Ontology annotation, cellular component: plasma membrane. The transcript has 13 exons. Gene Ontology annotation, molecular function: calcitonin receptor activity; adrenomedullin receptor activity; calcitonin gene-related peptide receptor activity. NCBI's taxonomy places the organism in Eukaryota, Metazoa, Chordata, Actinopteri, Scatophagidae. Gene Ontology annotation, biological process: adenylate cyclase-activating G protein-coupled receptor signaling pathway; angiogenesis; cell surface receptor signaling pathway. The coding region runs from base 870 to 2312 and encodes 480 amino acids. The record is from RefSeq and is a predicted model, not a curated record.